Scatophagus argus is the source of this 3620-nucleotide messenger RNA. It is a transcript of the gene bhlhe41, whose product is annotated as basic helix-loop-helix family, member e41. The record is from RefSeq and is a predicted model, not a curated record. Gene Ontology annotation, cellular component: nucleus. The transcript has 5 exons. Lineage: Eukaryota; Metazoa; Chordata; Actinopteri; Scatophagidae. Gene Ontology annotation, molecular function: protein dimerization activity; RNA polymerase II cis-regulatory region sequence-specific DNA binding; DNA-binding transcription factor activity, RNA polymerase II-specific. Gene Ontology annotation, biological process: regulation of neurogenesis; regulation of transcription by RNA polymerase II; anterior/posterior pattern specification. Bases 572 to 1867 code for a protein of 431 amino acids.
UUGAAUAUGUGCAAGAGAGUUUGGUGAUUUCUAAUUGUUCAUCACGUUUGAUCUUAAUCAGCGUGUCACGUAUCAGUCCGCACUCGGCUUGUGCAAAGGUGCAAAGUUUAGGAGACACGCUAUGCCACAUGCGCCACCAUUAGAGAGCUGCAUGCUCAUGUGCACUAGUCUGUCUCUUCUUCACGGCUGUGCGUCUUUUUCCUCUGCUGCACUGCGCGCAUGAAUCACGUUUCAACAACCAGGUCGAAAAGUGUUUGGACUACAUCGCUAUAGGAACAGCGUCGAUAGCUGCUAUGACACAGGGAAGGUCUAAUUACCGGACUUUGUGCUGGUGCAGGCUACACGUGAGUCGGAAGCUGUUCCCUACCGGAGGCGCGCGUGCGCUCUAACCACAGCACAGACGGCUUUGCGAAGUGGCAGCUCAGGCAACUAUAGACAUCAGUCUGAAUCGCAGCUCCACUGGAGGACACGCACUGUGCACCAUCUCCCUCAGCCGUCCGUCUGCGGGUCGUGGAAUAACAAACAGCCCCCCAAAGAAACACAGGAGCGGACAGCGAGCAGCACAGAAGUGAUGGAUGAAAGAAUACCGCAUUUACAGGACAGGCAGUUCCUGGAGCACGCAGAUUUUUUGGGGAUGGAUUACCCCUCGCUCUACAUGUGCAAGUCCAAAAGAGGAAUAAAACGAGAGGAUGGUGGGAAGGACGCAUACAAGUUACCACACCGACUGAUAGAGAAGAAGAGGAGAGACAGAAUCAACGAAUGUAUUGGCCAGCUGAAGGAUUUGCUCCCCGAGCAUCUGAAGCUCUCGACGCUCGGUCAUUUGGAGAAGGCGGUUGUGCUGGAGUUAACACUGAAACAUUUAAACGCACUGACUGCUGUCACUGAGCAGCAGCACCAAAAGAUCAUUGCUUUGCAGAAUGGAGACCGGUCAAUGAAAUCUUCCAUUCAUGCAGAUCUGGAUGCGUUCCACUCCGGGUUCCAGGCCUGUGCCAAAGAGGUCCUGCAGUACCUGAGUCAGUUUGAGAACUGGACGACACGGGAGCAGAGGUGCGCGCAGCUCAUCAACCACCUUCACAAGGUGCUGGCGCAGUUCCAGCCCGGCGCGCAGCCACUCCAGCAGCAGCAGCUACCCGCCGAGGACGCACAGGAUGGGCAGAAAACCGACAGCCAUGCCAACUGUGUCCCGGUCAUCCAGAGGACCCAAGGCGGGGAGCUUAACGAGAAUGACACGGACACGGACAGUGGAUACGGGGGCGAGGCUGAAAAGACCGAUGGCAAAGAUAAAGAAUGUGAGCGCAUCAAGGCGCAGGGACACAAGGCGGUGAAGAUCAAGCAAGAAUUUGGAGAUGAUCGCGCUGCCAAAAAACCAAAGAUAAACUGGCCUGGGAACGGUUUAGGCGGCACAGACCCCAUCAGACCUGAUCUGGCAUUAAUGAACUCUCUGAUGGGAAUAAGCAGUGUGGGACAACAGACACCUAUUUGCAUGCCUUUCUACUUCAUCAACCCAUCGGCCGCGGCGUCGUAUAUGCCUUUUUUCGAUAAAAGCAACAUUGAAAAGUACAUGUACCCAGCGGCGGCCGCUCUAGCGUCCCCUUUCCCCUGGCUAUACCCCGCACACGCGUCAGCAGCGGCGGCCGCGGCUGCAGCCGCCGCCUUCCCCGGUUUGUCUGCGCACUUUGGAGCCUCUUCCCAGUCCAGUGACUCCCACAGUCCAGACAGCGACGAGUCACACGAGGCUGAGACAGGCUCACCUGAGGAGCGCGAGGAAAGUCCCGCGAGUAACGACGCAGAGGGUGACGCAGCUGAUACGUCCCAGGAGAGCAAGAAUAGCCCACAUGAUCAGUUUUCUGCCUGUCAAACGAGCUAAUUUGUCUGUGUUUCCUUGCGUUGUGAGGAGUUUGUGUAUUUCAUUUUUUUAAUUGGCAGAGUUUCAAAACGAGGUUUCACGGAAGAGUUUCUCAUGUACAGCACCUUGGCGAAACAGGGGACAGUUGUGACGUCGUGUGCCUUUUGCACUUAUGCUAGAUGAAUCAGUCUAAAUGAUUAUCGAGUGAUCGACAUUAAUACACGGCUAUGUUGUGCUGGAGAUAAUUUUUUAUCCUCUUUGAUAAAAUAUUUUGAAAUGGCAGCAUUGGUGCCAAAACUUUGAGUAAGACAACAGCGUGCGCAAGCCCCCAAUCAGCGAGUCUGUUUGGAUGUAUGAAGUUGCAACUGACCUCUGCCAAGGUUAAGAGCUUGGCUGACUCUGACUGUAAAUAUUAUUACCUGGAGGACGGUCUGAUUCAUGAACAUGUAAAUGUGCACUAAACGGGCCUAUAAAAGAAGUGCUCUGCCACAGUAUACCUCAUCCCCAACUUUGCAUGGGGUACGCUGACUGGGAGGCACAUUACUGUCCCUCCUGAGUGAAUUGUAGCCCCCCCCCAUCUCCAUCAUUACCAGCACAUACAAAAAAAAAAUCUGCUACUUUCUCCAAUUACACUUUGAUAAUAAUAACAUCAUGGGAGAGGUAUUACGCCUGACUGCCCUCAACUCAUUUAACAGAUCUGAGUUUACUCUGGUUUCCUUUAGUCGUUCGUCCUUGUGAUGAAGAAGAGAAAAGACAGAAGAAAAACAAUCACUGUAAUCUGUUAGAAUGAUGGAAAGAAGAAACCCUUCAUUCACAAGGGACUGCUUGACCAGCAUAUUGUACGUUCCCCUGAGUGAAGCAUUUCGGCACAGGGAUGCAGUGACCUCCUGUACCUCCAGGAAACAUUGUAGGAUAGCACCUUAUAGAGCUUUGAUAUUGAAUGUACCUGUAUUUUCCCAGCUGUUAAAGUUUGUAUGUAGGAGGAUCUUUACUCUUUGAGAUGUAAAGUGCACUUUUUUCUGCUUUUACUCCCCGUCAACAGUCACCUCAUCACUUUAAAAAGUCUAGCACUGUAGCUCUCCUUGAACCUUUUCAUUGUGUUGAGUUGUUUUGAAAUAAAAAUAUGACUUCAUUUCAGAGGACAGGGCAGAGACACCACAUGCUUUACGAUAAUUUCAUGCAGUAAACAGUGAUUAAGUAAUCGUUUUAACAAAACAGCCUAUUUUUAGAUCUUUCAGGGCAAAAUGAUUUAAAUCAUAAUCAGAUUUAGAAACCCUGCGCCCCACUACACGCCAGACUAUUCCCCAAUUCUGUGUUAUAUGCUAUCAUUAUGUAAAACCUUGUUUUUCAAAUAUUUGACAAAGGUUGGAAAUGAGCUGUGGUCAUAUGACCAUCAGUUAGGAUCACUGCGGUUUUAGGAACUUCCUUUUGGCCUGUUUUCUAAGAGAUUAAUUCCUGCAAGUGUAGUGUUGUUCAGCUUUUCUUUUUUAAAGUUACACAUGUGACUGAAUAAACUGAUGAUUUUAAUUGUAUUUUGCAUACAUGAUAUUGCUUUCGUAGUUUUCUUCAGCUGGUUUUGCCUCAAAUCUAUUAUCAGCUGUUAUAUAAAGUGGCAUGUGUGUCUGUAAAUAGAUUUUUUGUGAAUAUACCAUGAAGUAUACAUGUCUAUGUCAAUGUUGUAGAAGUCUAUGGAUUUUUAUUUUGAGCAACUGUUGCACAUUUCGUUAAUGCUUUACACAUAUGCUAUUCUAAAUUAUUGCUGAUGAGUUGUAAA